This is a messenger RNA of Linum trigynum, 435 nucleotides long. NCBI's taxonomy places the organism in Eukaryota, Viridiplantae, Streptophyta, Magnoliopsida, Malpighiales, Linaceae. The record is from the annotation of a GenBank genome assembly.
AUGUUGAGCCGGUGCCUCCGCCGAUCCAUAGAAGGCCAAACAAAGCUACAAGGCAUCUACCUCACGUGCCGAAGAUCAAGCCGAUUGCGGCGUGGAAGGCGCCUACUCCUUUGGAGGUAUGCAGCGGUGAAGGGGGGAGUACUCACUACGAUCCCACGCCCGGAAGCCAGUUUGAUCCGCGGUCGAGUUUCCAAUACAAUCUCCGCCCCAGCUUCCAGUAUGAACAACGGCCAAGUACAUUUCAUGAUGGCACAUCCUCAGCUACUUGGGCCGAGGGUUCAUACUCAAAUCCCCACCAAGACUUCUCACCUCUGCAGCGACCACAACAACAAUGGCAACAACAAUGGCAAUCUAGUCCCCACCAAGACUUCUCACCUUGGAAUCGACCACAACAACAAUGGCAACAACAAUGGCAUUCCACUCCCCACCGUAUGA